AUGAGAUUGUGGAACUUCUUAUCAGUAUUGUUCCUAUCAACGCUAAUAGCCGCCGAGACUCAUGAAUGGUGGUUCGAAACUGGUUGGGUUGAAAAUUGUAAUCCAGAUGGGGUAUUCCCCAGAUCCAUGAUUGGGUUCAAUGGCAGUUGGCCAUUGCCCAUAUUGAGAGUCAAGAAAUAUGACCGUGUCAUUUUACACUUGAUCAAUGGGUUUGACACUGCAAACACUACUUUGCAUUUCCAUGGUAUGUUCCAAGCUGGUUCGACUCAAAUGGAUGGCCCACCAAUGGUUACACAAUGCCCAAUUCCACAUGGAGAAGUUUACACUUAUAAUUUUAGUGUUGAUGGUCAAGUUGGGUCUUAUUGGUACCACUCACAUACUUCUGGUCAGUAUGGUGAUGGUAUGAGAGGUGCAUUCAUUAUUGAAGAACCAAGUGAGGACGAUUACCCAUAUGACUACGAUGAAGAAGUUGUCUUGACGUUGAAUGAACAUUACCACAAGACCUCCGAUGAAUUGUUGCCUGAUUUCUUGAGUAGGUUUAAUCCUACCGGUGCUGAACCGAUUAUUGAUAACCUCUUGUUCAACGAAACUAGAAAUGCUACUUGGAACGUUGAACCUAACAAGACGUAUUUGUUGAGAAUUAUCAACACCGGAAGAUUCAUAUCACAGUAUAUCUGGAUUGAAGAUCACAACAUGACUGUUGUUGAAGUUGAUGGUGUUUACACUGAACCAAAGGAGGCUAGCAUGCUUUAUGUCACCAUUGCUCAAAGGUACACUGUUUUGGUCCAUACUAAGAACUCCACCGACAAGAACUAUGCAUUCAUGAACAAGGCUGAUGAUACUAUGUUGGAUACCGUUCCAAAGGAUUUGCAAUUGAAUGGUACUAAUUACAUGAUGUACAAUGACGGCGACAAACCAGAACAAAAUUAUGUUGAUUCAAUUGACGAUUUCUUGGAUGAUUUCUACUUGGUUCCCUUGGAUAAGGAAGAGAUUUUAGAUGAUGCCGACUACACCGUUACUGUCCAAGUACAAAUGGACAAUUUGGGCAAUGGUGUCAAUUAUGCCUUUUUCAAUAACAUCUCCUACACAGCACCAAAAGUGCCAACCAUUCUUUCAGUGUUAUCUGCUGGUGAACAUUCAACAAAUGACUUGGUUUAUGGAUCAAACACAAACACAUUUGUUUUGGAAGAAGAUGAAGUUGUUGAUAUUGUUCUUAACAACUUGGAUACUGGUACCCACCCUUUCCAUUUACACGGACAUGUUUUCCAAGUCUUGGAAAGAGGAGAAGCUAGAGAUGAUGAUCAAGAUCCAAUUGCCUUUAAUGCUAGUGAUCAUGCCGAAUGGCCUAAAUACCCAAUGAAGAGAGAUACAUUGUAUGUGCGUCCACAAUCAUACUUUGUCAUUCGUUUCAAGGCUGACAAUCCAGGUGUCUGGUUUUUCCAUUGCCAUAUUGAAUGGCAUUUGGAUCAAGGUUUGGCAGUUGUGCUUGUUGAGAACCCUGAUGCUAUUAGAAACAAUGAAACCCAACAAAUUACCGACAACCACAAGGAAAUUUGUGAAAAAGUUGGCGUGCCAUGGAAAGGUAAUGCUGCUGGGAACGACGACAAUGUAUUGGAUUUAACCGGUGAGAAUGUCCAAGAAAAGAGAUUGCCUACUGGAUUCACCGCCAGAGGUAUCAUCGCUUUAGUAUUUUCAUGUGUUGCUGGUUUUGCUGGAUUGGCUGCUAUUGCCGUUUACGGUUUGCAAGAUAUCCCAGAUGUUGAAGAAAGAGUGGCCCAAGAUUUGAUGGUGGACAUCACCGACGGAGAAGAUGAAGAGAGCCGCGAUACUGCUGAUGAAAUUGUUGUUGAGGGAAACAGCUCCACUCAUGAAAACUCAUCAACAGCUAAGCACAGCGAUUAA
This is a messenger RNA of Lodderomyces margitis, 1902 nucleotides long. Its product is annotated as multicopper oxidase. Lineage: Eukaryota; Fungi; Ascomycota; Pichiomycetes; Serinales; Debaryomycetaceae. Gene Ontology annotation, cellular component: high-affinity iron permease complex. Gene Ontology annotation, biological process: cellular response to iron ion starvation; reductive iron assimilation. The coding region runs from base 1 to 1902 and encodes 633 amino acids. Gene Ontology annotation, molecular function: ferroxidase activity; copper ion binding. The record is from RefSeq and is a predicted model, not a curated record. The transcript has a single exon.